Messenger RNA from Erythranthe guttata (spotted monkey flower), 2411 nucleotides. It is a transcript of the gene ABA1, whose product is annotated as zeaxanthin epoxidase (ZEP) (ABA1). The record is from RefSeq and is a predicted model, not a curated record. Gene Ontology annotation, molecular function: zeaxanthin epoxidase activity; protein binding; FAD binding. Gene Ontology annotation, cellular component: membrane; chloroplast. Lineage: Eukaryota; Viridiplantae; Streptophyta; Magnoliopsida; Lamiales; Phrymaceae. Gene Ontology annotation, biological process: abscisic acid biosynthetic process.
AUUGGCUCCUUCAUCAUAUUUACAAUCCUUCUUCUUCCCACCUCCCUUAACCGUCACUCUCACUUUCUCUCUCACACACCCACACACUCACAAAUUCACCUUCCAGCUUAAUUGCAACUGAGAAUUUCAAAAAAAAAAAAAAAAAGAAAAACCCAGUUGUUGAUAAUCAUCAAUCAUCUCCUCUGUUUGUUAAAUCAAAGACAGAGGCAUGAGUUCAACUCUGCUCUACAACCCAAUCAACCCAUCAACAGCGCUGUAUUCAAGAACCCCCUUUCUAAUUCCCAAGGAUUUUCCGGCGGAAUUAUGCCGGUUAUCGCCGAACCAGAAACCCCUCUCGAGGAAUCCAGAAAAUGGGUUCUCCAAGAAAUUUACAACCAGAGCCAAGGCGGCCGCCGGCGUGGCCGAGCCGGCAAGAGCCGAGCCGCCGUCUAAGGAAAAUAAGAAGAUGAGGGUUUUGGUGGCCGGCGGCGGAAUUGGGGGGCUGGUUUUCGCUUUGGCGGCGAAGAGGAGAGGGUUUGACGUGGUGGUGUUUGAGAAGGAUUUGAGUGCAAUUAGAGGGGAGGGGCAAUACAGGGGGCCGAUUCAGAUACAGAGCAACGCAUUGGCUGCUUUGGAAGCCAUUGAUAUGGAUGUUGCUGAUGAGGUUUUGAGCUCCGGUUGUAUCACCGGUGAUCGGAUUAAUGGCUUGGUUGAUGGCAUUUCCGGCAAUUGGUACGUGAAGUUCGAUACUUUCACCCCUGCAGCAGAACGAGGACUUCCAGUUACUAGAGUCAUUAGCCGAAUGACUUUACAACAAAUCCUAGCUCGUGCAGUCGGUUCCGACAUUAUUAUUAAUGAUAGCAAUGUUGUUGAUUUUAAUGAUGACGGUGAAAAGGUGACUGUAACUCUUGGAAGUGGACAGAGUUACGAAGGCGAUCUUCUCAUCGGUGCUGACGGGAUUUACUCCAAGGUGAGGAAAAAUUUGUUCGGGCUAACAGACCCGAUAUACUCCGGCUACACUUGUUACACCGGUAUUGCAGAUUUCGUCCCCGCCGACAUCGAGACAGUUGGGUACCGAGUAUUCCUAGGACACAAACAAUACUUUGUCUCAUCAGAUGUCGGUGGUGGAAAGAUGCAGUGGUACGCCUUCUAUAAUGAAAAACCCGGCGGUGUAGAUGAUCCCAAAGGUAAAAAGACGAGAUUACUCAAGUUAUUCGAUGGUUGGUGUGACAAUGUAAUAGAUCUAUUACUUGCUACGGAUGAAGAUGCAAUUCUUCGACGUGAUAUAUACGAUCGCACCCCGACUUUUUCUUGGGGAAAGGGUCGCGUGACUUUGCUCGGUGAUUCUGUCCAUGCUAUGCAGCCUAAUUUAGGUCAAGGUGGUUGCAUGGCCAUUGAGGAUGGAUAUCAACUAGCAAUGGAGCUCGAUAAAGCGUGGGCGCAAAGCGUCGAGACAGGAACACAAAUCGAUGUAGUCUCUUCUUUAAAGAGAUAUGAGAAUGCUCGAAAAUUACGUGUUGCGGUUAUUCACGGACUAGCUAGAAUGGCUGCAAUUAUGGCAUCGACUUAUAAGGCAUACCUCGGUGUAGGGCUCGGACCAUUGUCGUUCCUUACAAAGUUCAGAAUACCACACCCCGGAAGAGUUGGAGGAAGAGUAUUUAUCGACAUCGGUAUGCCGUUGAUGCUUAGUUGGGUUCUCGGCGGUAACGGUUCGAAACUUGAAGGGAGAGCACUGCAGUGCAGACUUUCCGACAAAGCCAGUGAUCAGUUGCGAACAUGGUUUAGUGACGACGAAGCUCUCGAACGAGCCCUUGAUGCUGAUUGGUUUUUAUUUCCGAUUGGAGAUUCGACCGCAGCUUCCGAAACCAUAUUCCUAAGCCGAGACGAGAACAAUCCAUACGUAAUUGGGAGUGUAUCACAUCCAAACGUUCCUGGAGUGUCGAUAGCUAUACCUUCGCCUCAGGUUUCGGAGAUGCAUGCUAAAAUAACCUACAAAGAUGGAUUCUUUUACGUGACCGAUUUGAGGAGUGAGCACGGGACAUGGAUUGCAGACAAUGAAGACAAGCGAUUCCGUGUUUCUCCGAAUUUCCCUACACGUUUCCGCCCCACCGAUGUGAUCGAGUUCGGAUCGGAUAAAAAGGCGGCGUUCCGCGUGAAGGCUAUGAAGUUGGCACCGAAGGCAACGAACAAGGAGGGCGAGAAAGAAGUUUUGCAGGCAGUGUAGAUACUUGAAAUAUGUACAGCAAUUGUUGGUGAAAAUUUAUAAGCGUAGGGAUAAUAAACUCUGCAGAUUUUAUUAUACAAUGAAACUUUUAAUUAGUUAUUUUUCAGAUUUAAUGGUCAGAUUUAGAUAAUACAUGUAUAUAGAUGUGAUCAUGUAAAAAUACAAUAAUGUUUGUUUUUUAGUGAUUUUACUGUCUAAAUUGUGAUCA